CCAACAUAUAAACCGCCAUGUUCCUGUUAAUCACCAAUUAAAAUCAGCCACAUUCAAUUUCCUUUUAAAAUAAUGCGAUAAAUAAGUGUAAAGUGUGUUUUUCACGAUGGAUAUGCCUCUUAAAUUAUUAUUUUUCUACGUUUCGGCGGUCUUCAUGGCUGUGUUUUUAGCGAUUUGUGUUCUUAUAAUCGCCACUACUGACGAAUACCCCGUAAUCGUCCGAAGCAAAAAAGAAAAACGGUUCGUCGACCCCGUCUCCGGCGAAGAAAUCUUAUUUGCGUCGAUUACAGACACCCCGACUAAAAAACUGAGCGUCGUCGUGCCGGCUUACAAUGAAGAAAGCCGACUACCGCCGAUGUUGGAGGAAUGCGUGGAAUUCCUGGAAUCCAGAAGCCAACAAAAUGGGUUCACUUAUGAGGUGAUUGUUGUGAGUGAUGGCAGCACUGAUGGGACUGUCAAGGUCGCGAACGAGUGGUGCAGGAAAUUGGGGGUGGAUAAAUUGAGGGUGCUGGAGUUGGAGACUAAUAGGGGCAAGGGUGGCGCCGUGCGUCUCGGGGUGCAGAGUGCGCGAGGGUCUGUGAUUUUGUUUGCGGACGCAGACGGGGCGACGAAAUUUUCAGACCUCUCCAAGUUGGAACAAGCGUUGUCUGAAAAAAUCGGGGUUGAUUAUGUAAAGGAUGACGUUGCGGGUUUGUUGGGGCUCGCUGUGGGUUCCAGAGCCCAUUUGGAGAAGGAAUCAGUCGCCCAGCGCACCCUAUUCCGGACUGUGUUGAUGUAUGGGUUUCAUUUUUUGGUGUGGUUGUUUACAGUCCGCGGGAUUAAAGACACCCAGUGUGGGUUUAAACUAUUCACGAGAGAAACGGCAAGAUUAUGCUUUGAUAGUUUACACGUGGAAAGAUGGGCUUUUGAUGUGGAGCUGUUGUGGAUCGCACAAAAUCUUGACAUUCCGAUAAUCGAAGUUGCGGUCAAUUGGACGGAAGUGGAUGGUUCGAAACUUACGCCGUUUUGGAGCUCUGUUCAGAUGGGGAAAGAUUUAGCGUUAAUUUGGUUGCGUUAUAUGAUUGGUGCUUGGAAAAUCAAAGAUGAGAAGAUCAAGAUUGAUUAGUUGCUUUUAGUUAUUUUUGUAAUAAGUCUAAAUAUAGGUUUUUUAAAUUAAA
Molecule: messenger RNA, 1157 nt
Organism: Zophobas morio
Lineage: Eukaryota; Metazoa; Arthropoda; Insecta; Coleoptera; Tenebrionidae
Gene: wol
Product: wollknaeuel
Exons: 6
Coding region: 107-1105 (332 amino acids)
Cellular component (GO): endoplasmic reticulum membrane
Source: RefSeq, a predicted model, not a curated record